Molecule: messenger RNA, 2964 nt
Organism: Pygoscelis adeliae (Adelie penguin)
Lineage: Eukaryota; Metazoa; Chordata; Aves; Sphenisciformes; Spheniscidae
Gene: EPHA6
Product: EPH receptor A6
Exons: 18
Coding region: 1-2964 (987 amino acids)
Biological process (GO): protein phosphorylation; axon guidance; cell surface receptor protein tyrosine kinase signaling pathway
Cellular component (GO): plasma membrane; neuron projection
Molecular function (GO): ATP binding; transmembrane-ephrin receptor activity; protein binding
Source: RefSeq, a predicted model, not a curated record
AUGGCGUGCAUUUGUGGGCGAAGCCACAGAGCAGUUGUGUUACUUGAUACGACAGCUGCCCUCGGAGAACUAGGAUGGAAAACAUUUCCUUUAAAUGGGUGGGAUGCCAUAACUGAAAUGGAUGAACAUAAUCGUCCCAUUCAUACUUACCAGGUAUGUAAUGUGAUGGAACCAAACCAAAACAACUGGCUUCGAACAAACUGGAUCUCCCGUGAUGCUGCACAGAAAAUUUAUGUGGAAAUGAAGUUUACCCUGAGGGACUGCAACAGUAUUCCAUGGGUACUGGGAACCUGCAAGGAAACUUUCAAUCUCUACUACAUGGAGUCAGAUGAGUCUCAUGGAGUAAAAUUCAAGACAAACCAGUACACUAAAAUUGAUACUAUUGCAGCUGAUGAGAGCUUUACCCAGAUGGACUUGGGUGACCGCAUUCUUAAACUCAACACAGAAGUUCGUGAGGUUGGGCCAAUAAACAAGAAAGGAUUUUAUCUUGCUUUUCAGGACAUUGGAGCAUGCAUUGCUUUGGUCUCAGUCCGUGUUUAUUACAAAAAGUGCCCUUUCACAGUCCGUAAUUUGGCUAUGUUUCCUGAUACUAUUCCAAGGGUUGAUUCUUCCUCUUUGGUGGAAGUACGGGGCUCCUGUGUGAAGAGCGCUGAGGAACGUGAUACUCCAAAAUUGUAUUGUGGGGCAGACGGGGACUGGCUUGUGCCUCUUGGACGAUGCAUCUGCAGUGUAGGAUAUGAAGAAGUGGAUGGCUCCUGCCAUGCUUGCAGGCCUGGAUUCUAUAAAGCAUUUGCUGGAAAUGUAAAGUGCUCCAAGUGCCCUCCACACAGUUUGACUUACGUAGAAGCAACUUCUGUCUGUCAGUGUGAGAAAGGUUACUUCAGGGCUGAGAAGGACCCACCAACUAUGGCAUGUACCCGGCCACCUUCUGCUCCGAGGAAUGUGAUUUUUAACAUCAAUGAAACAGCUCUCAUGUUGGAAUGGAGUCCCCCGAGCGAUACCGGAGGAAGAAAAGAUCUCACUUACAGUGUCAUCUGUAAGAAAUGUGGGUUGGACGCCAGCCAGUGUGAGAUUUGUGGGGGAGGUAUCCGUUUCAUCCCCAGGCACACAGGUCUCAUCAACUCCUCUGUGACAGUGCUUGACUUUGUGUCGCACGUGAACUACACCUUCGAAAUAGAAGCCACGAAUGGGGUCUCGGAGCUGAGUUUCUCUCCCAAGCAGUUCACAGCUAUCACGGUUACCACAGACCAAGAUGCACCCUCCUUGAUAGGUAUGGUAAGGAAGGACUGGGCUUCCCAAAACAGCAUUGCCCUCUCCUGGCAAGAGCCGGACUUUCCCCCUGGAGCCAUUCUGGACUACGAGAUCAAGUACUAUGAGAAAGUCUACCCACGGAUAGCGCCGGCAUUUUGGCACUACCUGCGGGUAGAAGAGCAUGAGCAGCUCAGCUAUUCCUCCACAAGGUCCAAGGCUCCAAGUGUUAUCAUCACAGGUCUCAAGCCAGCCACCAAGUAUAUAUUUCAUAUCAGAGUCAGGACGGCAGCAGGAUACAGCGGCUAUAGCCAGAAGUUUGAAUUUGAAACUGGAGAUGAAACUUCUGAUAUGGCUGCGGAGCAGGGACAGAUUCUUGUAAUUGCCACUGCUGCUGUUGGUGGAUUCACUCUCCUGGUCAUCCUCACUUUGUUCUUCCUGAUCACCGGGAGAUGCCAGUGGUACAUAAAGGCUAAAAUGAAAUCCGAAGAGAAAAGAAGGACUCAUUUGCAAAAUGGACAUUUACGUUUCCCAGGAAUCAAAACAUAUAUUGAUCCAGACACGUAUGAAGACCCAUCUCUUGCUGUCCAUGAGUUUGCAAAGGAGAUAGAUCCUUCAAGAAUUCGUAUUGAGAGAGUUAUUGGGGCAGGUGAGUUUGGAGAAGUAUGCAGUGGGCGUCUGAAGACACCAGGAAAAAGAGAGAUACCUGUUGCAAUUAAAACUCUAAAAGGUGGCUAUGUGGACAGGCAGAGAAGAGAUUUCCUGAGAGAGGCUAGUAUUAUGGGACAAUUUGAUCACCCAAAUAUAAUUCGCCUUGAAGGAGUUGUUACAAAAAGCAGACCAGUAAUGAUUGUAGUUGAAUACAUGGAGAAUGGAUCCCUUGACUCCUUUCUGCGGAAGCAUGAUGGCCACUUCACAGUCAUCCAGCUGGUUGGCAUGCUGCGGGGGAUUGCAUCUGGCAUGAAGUACCUCUCAGACAUGGGCUAUGUACACCGCGAUCUGGCAGCCCGUAAUAUCUUGGUCAACAGUAACCUCAUGUGUAAAGUCUCUGAUUUUGGUUUGUCACGAGUGUUAGAGGACGAUCCAGAAGCUGCUUAUACAACAAGCGGUGGAAAAAUCCCCAUACGGUGGACCGCUCCUGAAGCUAUAGCGUACCGGAAGUUCUCUUCAGCAAGUGACGCGUGGAGCUACGGGAUUGUAAUGUGGGAGGUGAUGUCCUACGGUGAGAGGCCUUACUGGGAGAUGUCCAACCAGGAUGUUAUACUGUCUAUUGAAGAAGGCUACAGGCUUCCAGCUCCCAUGGGCUGCCCAGCUUCUCUUCACCAACUAAUGCUUCACUGCUGGCAAAAGGAGAGGAACCACCGUCCAAAAUUUAGUGACAUUGUCAGCUUCCUAGACAAACUGAUCCGCAACCCGAGCACCCUUCAUACCCUAGUGGAGGAUGUACUUGUAAUGCCAGAUUCACCUGGUGAAGUUCCAGAAUAUCCUUUGUUUGUUUCAGUCAGUGACUGGCUGGACUCCAUAAAAAUGGGUCAGUAUAAAAAUAACUUCAUGGCAGCAGGUUUCACAACUUUGGAUAUGGUUUCAAGAAUGAGUAUUGAUGACAUUAGAAGAAUUGGAGUUGUACUCAUUGGACACCAGAGACGAAUAGUCAGCAGUUUACAAACUUUGCGGUUACACAUGAUGCACAUACAGGAGAAAGGAUUUCAUGUAUGA